Pseudozyma flocculosa PF-1 is the source of this 486-nucleotide messenger RNA. RefSeq lists its product as uncharacterized. The transcript has a single exon. The record is from RefSeq and is a predicted model, not a curated record. Bases 1 to 486 code for a protein of 161 amino acids. NCBI's taxonomy places the organism in Eukaryota, Fungi, Basidiomycota, Ustilaginomycetes, Ustilaginales, Ustilaginaceae.
AUGAGUGAGCUGGGACCUGCUACUGUACCUCGCCCCCUUGCCGAUCAGGUCUCACUCCUGCCAGUGGCAUACGAAAGAGAAGAUACUACUCUGGAGCGGGCAAAUGGCGCGACGCAGGUACCGACCCCCCAACCGUCCUUGCUCCGGUCCAUGGAACCCCCUCGCCUCGCUUCGCUUCGCCGCACAGAAGCUCCCGACGUACCCCUGUACCGCUACCGUACCGCCACGCCGGGUGGCGAUCCUGCCUGCUCUGAUACGCCCAUGACCCUUGCACCGCUCCCAGGCCCCCUCGCCCUGCCCUGCCGGUCAGCGCCUCGCCCUCGACCCGCCAUGUCCGCGGGGGAGGGACUACACACCACCACCUCGGCACCCGACCGCCCUCGAAGCUACCCUCCCGUACCGUGGCAGGCCCAUGAUCUUCCAUCGCAGCCGGCAUCGUCUAGGUGCAGACGAGGGUGCGAAGCGAAGGACACGGCGAGGUUCUGA